Molecule: messenger RNA, 1617 nt
Organism: Salvelinus sp. IW2-2015
Lineage: Eukaryota; Metazoa; Chordata; Actinopteri; Salmoniformes; Salmonidae
Gene: yju2b
Product: YJU2 splicing factor homolog B
Biological process (GO): mRNA splicing, via spliceosome
Cellular component (GO): U2-type spliceosomal complex; post-mRNA release spliceosomal complex
Source: RefSeq, a predicted model, not a curated record
UUGUGAUAUCUCAAUUGUUUUUCUUCGAAAACAGUUAGGKUUCGGUUACAAUUCGUGUUAAUUAUGGGCACACAUCUCCUGUUACAUUCCUAAAACGUGACAAAGGCUAUCUUCUAGUGCGCUGUACAAGCUAACAACAUGGGUGAGAGGAAAGGACAAAACCAUUACUACCCUCCGGACUUCGACCCACAGAAGCAUGGCUCCCUCAAUGGUUACCAUGGAACCCAUGCUCUACGAGAGAGGGCCAGGAAACUGUCCCAGGGUAUCCUCAUCAUCCGGUUUGAGAUGCCCUAUAAUAUCUGGUGUGAUGGCUGCAAGAAUCACAUCGGCAUGGGUGUACGUUAUAACGCUGAGAAGAAGAAAGUGGGGACCUACUACACCACGCCAAUCUACAGGUUCCGGAUGAAGUGUCACCUGUGUGUGAACUACAUUGAGAUGCAGACGGACCCAGCCACCUGUGAUUACGUCAUCGUGUGCGGUGCGCAGCGGAAGGAGGAGAGAUGGGACAUGGCUGACAAUGAACAGAUCCUCACUACAGAGCGUAGUGAGAAGGAGAAGUUGGAGACAGAUCCCAUGUAUAAGCUGGACCACGGUGGUAAAGACAAGGAGAAACUGAGGAAGGCUCUUCCCUCUCUGUCUGAGCUACAGGAUCACCAGGCUGGAUGGAAGGACGACUUCAUACUCAACAGCAAGCUCCGCAGGAAGUUCAGGACUGAGAAGAAAGUGAUGGCGGAGGAGGAGGAGAAAGACAACGCCAUGAGAAAGAGGACAAAUCUGUCCAUCCCUCUGCUGCCUGAGAAAGAGGAGGACAAGAAACUAGCAGCACUGCUCACCUACACAGCUCCUGACUCCUACGAUGACAGGCAGAACUACAAGCGGAAGGAGAUCUCUAGCCGCUCCUGGUUCAGUUCCCCCACUCUGCCACCAGGUAGCGCUGCAGGCAGCCUACUUCAGAAGCUGGGCCUACAGGGGAAAGGUGCUGCUGUGGCCAAAGCCCUGGGUCCCCAAGCCUCCUCCCCKAACCCACACAGUCUCAUAAGGAGGAGGACCGAGGGCUCUGGGAACAAACCAGAGGCCUGCGCUACAGUCACACGCAGGAAAUCAGACCCAGGAACUAAUGAUCUAGGAAACAGUCUCUCGCCGAAGGGGAAGGAGUUACACGUUGCACAAACACAAAGGACUGGGGGGACAGAUUUGGGAGUUGCACAGCCUGAGCAGAGACUGGAAAUGGUUGAAACUCACAUGAGAUCUCUGGAGAUGCAGAUUCUUAACACCACCACAGAAGAAGAGGACAGAGGACGAUCGAAAGGAGAGGAUUGUGGGACAGUGCUGGAGGACCAUGACAGUAGUCGCUCUGGGGUGUUGAGGACGUCACUGGUUGCAGACUACAGCGACUCCUCCGACUCUGACCCCGGGGUGUCGGGGGAAGUUUCCCCUAGAUGCUGAUCUUGAGUCAGUUUUCACUUUCCUCCACUAAAUGGUUAAGGUUGGGGGAGGGGAAUCUGAUCCUAGAUCUGUACCUAUGGUAAACAUCACCCUGAAGCCAGACCUAGGAGUAUGAGGAUGGACUGUUGACUUUGUGUUAGACAAACAAUACCUUUAGCCUGGUUAAAACAA